Salvelinus namaycush (lake trout) is the source of this 2073-nucleotide messenger RNA. Its product is annotated as coagulation factor XIII A chain-like. The transcript is spliced from 13 exons. The record is from RefSeq and is a predicted model, not a curated record. Gene Ontology annotation, biological process: blood coagulation, fibrin clot formation; peptide cross-linking. Gene Ontology annotation, molecular function: protein-glutamine gamma-glutamyltransferase activity. The coding region runs from base 1 to 2073 and encodes 690 amino acids. NCBI's taxonomy places the organism in Eukaryota, Metazoa, Chordata, Actinopteri, Salmoniformes, Salmonidae.
AUGCCUUCCUCUGCACGUUGUUUCGGGACCAACUUCCUUGGGCGCCUGGAAAGCCCCAUCUGUAGCUCCAAUGCUGAGCAAGAUGACCACAGUCUUCCCUUUGAUCACUUUGGGGAGGCUGUGGCAAUUGCAAUUCCCCAUGGCCCCUCCAGUGACGCCACCCUGGAAUGUGUGAGAGUGGACAUGAUGCAAAAUGAGAACAAGAGCGACCACCACUGUCACUUGUACGAAGGCAAAAACAACAUUCUCAUCGUCCGCAGGGCUCAAGAGUUUCAGAUGACCCUUCAGUUCAACCAGCCCGUAAAUCCCAGUGACAAAUUCCAGGUUGAGUUUUACAUUGGUAUCAAUACCAACGUGUUGAAUGGCACAAAGAUCAUCAUCUCCUUUGACGGCUCACAAACUGGGAAUUGGACCGGCCGCAUGCUAAAGCAACAAGGGGAUGAGUGCGUGGUGGGCAUCACCCCUUCUGCGGACGCCAUCAUCGGAAAGUACUACACGAAUGUGGCGGUCAUCGGUUCCAAUGGAGUUUCAAGGACACAAAAGGACUCUGGAACAGACUUCUACCUCCUGUUCAACGCCUGGGCGUCCAAUGAUGAAGUGUACAUGCCCAAUGAGGAAGACAGGCAGGAGUAUGUGAUGAACGAAAAUGGCUGCAUGUACCAGGAGGAAUCAGGUGGUGGAAAGCAAUGGUAUUAUGGUCAGUUUGUGGAAGGGAUUCUUGAUGCCUGUAUCAAAAUCUUGGAUGACUCACACAUGCCUCUAGUAAACAGAGGCGAUGCUGUCAAAGUCUGCAGGAUAGGCUCUGCAAUGAUGAACUCCCAGGAUGACCGCGGGGUCUUGGUGGGCAACUGGAGCGAUGACUACUCCGGUGGCACUGCACCAACCUUCUGGAUUGGCAGUGACCAGAUCCUGCUCCAAUACGCCAACAAAGGGCCCGUCAGCUACGCACAGUGCUGGGUCUAUGCCGGGACAUUCAACACCUUCCUGCGGUGUCUGGGCAUCCCUGCCAGGGUGAUCACCAACUUCAACUCCGCCCACGACAACACAGGGAACAUAAUCACAGAUCUCGUCUUCAACUCAGUGGGAAAUGUACUUGAACUGAACGAGCGCCUUACCAGAGACUCAAUCUGGAACUACCACUGCUGGAACGAGGCUUACUUGUCCAGACUUGACCUCCCUGCACACCAGGACUUAGGUGGCUGGCAGGUGGUGGAUUCCACCCCCCAGGAAACCAGUGAUGGAUAUUUCCGCUGUGGACCUUGCUCUGUCAAAGCCAUCAAGGAAGGAAUGCUCGGCUAUCAAUUUGAUGCCCCGUUUGUGUUCGCUGAGGUGAAUAGCGACGUUUACAAAUACAAGCUAAAUACACAAACUGGGAAAACUGAGUUACUAAGCGUAGACACAACUUAUGUCGGCCAGAAACUCCUGACGAAGUCCAUUGGUGGAAACAAUUAUGAGCCAAGGGACAUUACAGAGACGUACAAAUACCCAGAAGGCAGUAGUAAAGAUAAGGAGACCAUGAAGAAUGCAGAGAGAACCUACAGGACGCAUAUGCAAUAUGACGACGAGCAGGGCGUGGAGAUGACGCUGGAGAUCCCGCAGGAGCGUGUGAAGAUUGGCCAGAACUUCCAGAUGGCUGUGGUCUUCAGGAACCUGAGUGAAGACACACGCACCAUCCAUGGCUUCCUGGUCGGCUCCACCAUCUACUACACCAACAUCCAAAGGGCUCAGUUCAAGCAGGAAACCUUUGACGUCACUCUGCACCCCAUGGAGACGUCGAGGAUACAGGUGGUCGUGCUGGCCCAGAACUACAUGCCCCAGCUGGGUUGCCAAUCCAGCCUCCGCUUCGUGGUGACGGCCAAGAGCAUGGAGAACAACCAGGACAUGAUGGCCAUACAGAUAGUGAACCUGAAAGGCCCCGAGCUGGCCUUUGCGAUCAGUGGACCAGCGAAGGUGAACCAGGAGGUAUAUGUCAAGGUGGAGUUCACCAACCCGUUCCCAUUCAGCCUGCAUGACGUGAGGAUGGCCAUGCAAGGGCAAAAUUUAAUCUCAUACCGGGAAAGGUUGUACAGGUAA